Ectocarpus siliculosus is the source of this 7118-nucleotide messenger RNA. NCBI's taxonomy places the organism in Eukaryota, Phaeophyceae, Ectocarpales, Ectocarpaceae. The record is from the annotation of a GenBank genome assembly.
AUGGUUCCCUCGGGCUUGAGGGAGGCUGCAGCGGGAGGACCCAGGCCUAGGCGCUGCUCCCACGAGGAACAGCAGGGGCAGGACGGAGCCGGGUGGGUGCGAUCGAUAUGCGUGGCGACCUUCGACGUGGGCACCGGGCACACGCUUGAACAGGUGUACCCCCCGGACAGCCUGGAUGACGGAGAUCGCCAGAGGAUUCGGAUGCUGGCAAUGCCCGACUGCAACACCACGCAGAUAGGGGAUUGUUUCUAUUGCUUCCGGACGCGAAAGUCGCACAGGAUGCCCUUGAUGAGCUCCUCUCUGCUGGACCAGACGUUCGAGUACUGCUACGCGUUCUUCAGGCAGGAGCGAAACGAGGAGUGCGCCCGUGGCAUGUUCCAGAAGUCGGUCGUCGUCGUGAGCCGCUAUCCUUACGUCAACCUAUUCGAACGCCUGGUGAAGGUGAUCGGGCCGCUUUACUUCACUCACGGAUCGGCAGUCUUGGAGGCUGUAUUUUCGUCUUUCGAAGACUGGCCCGCGCCCUGCCCGGGAUCCCUAUGCCCCCUGCCAUUCCUAGGGGAGACCGUCAUGUUCCAGGUCCCCGACAUCGACAUGCCUCCACAGGUGGCCUCCAACUACAGGUACCACCGCGGGGUUCACCUCUGUGCCUCCUGGUCUAGGGCUCGAGUGGUGAGCUUGACGCGCACCCUCAGCGGCUGCGGCAGCAUCAACUCCGGCUUCCCGAUUUCCGGCGGCAGCCCGGGCUCUUGCCGCAAGGGCGUUGGGCCGUCGCCUUUGGAAGACCCCGAAGGCGGUGGCGGGGAGGAGGAGGAGCAGCAGCAUCCCGUUAGCAGACGAGGAAGCACCGGAGUUGGCGCAGACUCUGCCAGCGCCGGCGCCCCCGCGGAUGGCGGUGGCAGCGUCAAAGAUCCCCCCCCCCUGUCAGGCGGCGGCCCGCCUCGAAGCGGUAACCCCGCGAGCGCCGACGGUGCGAGCGUUUGUUUGCAGGGCGCGGGAAGGCGACCAUUCGCCGGUGCCGCCCUCGACGAUGACGGCGCCCCCGCCUCCUCCCCCCCCCACCGGAAGAACACCUGCGGAACCCCCACGGGCGAGAGUAAUGGCCAGGAGGGUUGGGGUGCGGUCCAGGCUAGGCGGACGCCGUCGCCGGGGGGCGGCGGGGGCGGGGGGGCGUUUUGGAACGGAUCGUGUGGUAGCCCGGGGGGGCUCACGUCUCCCGGAUUCCGGCUUUCGGCGGGUGAGGCGCUCGGGGAAGGAGGCCUGCCGCCGGGAAUGCGGGCGGGGGGGCACGGGAGAUCGUCUUUCGGCGCCGGUUCUAUGGCUUCCGUGAUUUGCGAAAGUCCGUCGGAGAACUGGUUGGCCACACCGCGAAGCGGAAGCACGCCAAUCUUGACUCUGGACGGCAGGGCCGGGUCGAACCUUGCGCAGAGUUGCUACUACGUUGCCGACCAGGAUAGCGAAGAGGACGACGAGGACGAAGACAUGGGCGAACGCUUCGCGCUCGAGGAGGAAGGCUGGCAGGGAGAGCGGUGGGUGGAGAACGGUGGAGGCGACCAAAGCGCCGUCGGACAGGCCGCGGGGGGGCGGGAGGAUGCGGGGGCGGGUGGGGGCGACGGGCGGGAUGCCGGAGUGCGAGAAGGGGAGGGUAGCGCCGGCGAAACGAUGCUGGAGAAUGGACGCCAAUCAGAGGUGGCGGCCCCGGCGGGCUUGCCAGUAGCAGGGGACCGGUCAGAUGCCCCGAGACACGCAGCAGCUACGGGCGACCAGCCAGAGACGGUCACAGGUGUUGAUGGCAGCGUCAACCCGAGCAAGACACCGAACCCCAGGUCCACGGGCGCUUGGUCUGCCCUCCGCGCCUGGGCGGACACCGCGCCGGAAGACCCGUGGGACGUCCCGGCACCGCUAGAGUUGCCCGCGGCGCUCGCGGGGAAGGAGUCGACGGCUGCGGCUGCGGCCGUCGCGGAGUCGAUCCGUCGUGAAGGUAGCGGCGGCGGUAGCGGCCAGGAGACUUUGUUGACGUUGCCCGGUAGGGUUAAAGCACAGGGCGGCGGCGGCGGCGGCGCGGAAGCGAAGGCGCUCUCGAGGUCGGUGCCGGCGGCGGCACCGGCACCGGGGCUGCAGACCACCGCGGGCGACGAGGCCAGCAGCCGGGAGGACUCUUCUGGUUCUGGUUCUGAUUCGGCGCCGAAGAGAGGGGUGGGCAUCGUUGCUGCCGGAAAUGGGAAUGGUGCCGUGGGCACAGCGAAACCCAGGGAGGCGUCAAAUGGAGGACGCGCCUUGCCGGGAGCGCCAAGGGGAGUACCAAGCUCGGCAGGUGCCUUUGCCGCGCCGCCGGAGGAGACGGGGCCCGUAGCGCCUGGAGGGGUGCGGGGCUCGACUGCCGGAGAGGAGGAAGGCGGAGGAGUUUUGUCGCUGCUAACGACGGCAACCGCUGGGGGUUUCGCGGUUGGAGGUAGUGGGGUGGGUGUUCCUGGGGCUUUCAUCACGGCGGAGGCGGAAGCCGUGGCGGUCACGGGUAAGACGCGUGACGGCGGUGGCUGCGUCCAGGGCAAGAGAGACGAUACGGGUGUGGGUGCCGUUGAGGGUAAGGAUAUAGAGGGCGAGGGCGACGACUCCGGUAGGCAGCUCGCUAGGAGGGGCUCUUCCAGCAGCUCGGUGUUCGGGAGAGAGGGACGCGCGUCGACGUUCCACAGGUCCGGCAGCCCGGAUAACAGGAACGUCCAGAUUCACCGCACCGCCAGCAACUUGCGAGCAGGCCGUUCACCCUUCGCCGAGAUGCUCCUGGCGGACGAAGCCCGCUUUAGAGCCAAGCAGGGCCUCUUCCAGAGCAUCGGGCUGUACAGCAUCUUCGGCAAGAAGCUUGUCGAGCACCUGUGGCUCUUGUGGGAGCUGGUGCUCACGGGGGGGCCGACCCUCGUGCUGGGGUCUAGCGUGGGGGCGUCGUCGGCGGCGAUUCUUGGGAUGGUGAGCCUCGCUUCCCCGGUGUACUACGGAGGGGACUUCCGGCCGCACUUCACUACCUUCGACCCGGACUACCGUGAGAUCGUCGCCGCCCACGACAAAGUCAGCAAGCAGCAGAUGUGGGGGUCCUCGGUUCUAGGCGUACCCGCGGCAGGGUCUGCGGCGGGCGCCGGGGGCGGGUUUCCUAGCCUCCUGCUAGGCGUUAUUAAUCCGAUCUUCCUCAGGACCUUGUCAAGGUGGCCGAACGCGAUCGUGCUGCCUGGAGCGCCUGGCAGAAGCCCCACCGCCGGCAAGGCUGGGUUCCACAAGCUUCAGAAAAACCUCUCUGAGGAAGCCCCCUGCGGCAGUCCCAAAAACCGCAACUGUCCGACGCCCGCAAAGGAGGGGCUGGCGUCCCCGCGUCCCGCCCCCGUCCGCGUUCAGGUCGUGCGCGCGGGGGCAAGCCUCGACCAGGUGGUUGGGCAAGACGACAGGCCUAACGAGCCCAUCAUCGUGGCAAGGCAGCAACCGGUUAUGGUCCCCGACGUUGCGGUAUUGUCCCGCCUCGUGGACCCGAGUAGCCCCUUCAACCCGGCAACGGUAGCGGCAGCAGCGGCAGCCGCGGCCUCUAACUCCGCCCAGGGCGGACAGCCGCCGACGCCCAUCGCCGGCGUCGUUGCGGCGGCGGCGGAGGCGGCCAACAACGCCAAGGGCGGGCCCGAGACCAAGGGCCAGUGGAAGGACAGCCUCCGAGCCAUCAACGACAUCAUCCUGAGGAGACAUUUUGCGGACCUGACGCGGUCGUUUCUGGCACCGUACGACCAGUACUUUCGGAGAGCAAGACCACCACAGGCUCUGUCGGCAUGGCAGGCUUUGGCUUUGGGAAGGUUGUCCGUGUACACCGAGGCGGAGUUGCUGCUACCUCGCUUCGACCAAGAAGAGUUCCUCACCGAAAUGUUCGUGGCGGGACCCCCUAAGGCGUUCGUGCACGUACAGUGGGAAACCCUGUACCGUCGUUUCAUGGACAGCCCAAACUUUCAACCGUGGUUUACAACACAACGGAUGGAGGGCGUCAAUCGAAUACGGGAGAUGAGCCGUGCGAUGUGCCUGCGGACGACGCCGCAAGGUAUCGUGGAGGCUUGUGCUCCGGCUCGAUUACCGCAGCUGCUGGCGAAGAUCAAGGCGGCGAUAGCUCGACAGUGGCAGAAGAAGCAGACCGUUGACUGGGACUUGUUGGAGAGAAUGGAGCAGCACCAGAAGGCUGUCGCUUCCGCGAUCGUGGCACAGUCCGCUCGUGGUGAGGGGUAGAGAGCACGGAGCUUACACGUUAAAAGUUAGUUUUCGGUUAAUUUGUUCUUCCUGGCAACACCGUCGUCGUGGAAUGCGUUCACUUGGGCAGCAUCUGAGCCGUUCCGUUUUUUGCCGCGUGUGUUGACUGUGUUCGCACGUGGAGUUUUCUCCCAGCUCGUGCUUACCUCGUUCUCCUUUCAGAGCCUAUCGCGACCUAAAUGCAGCCGUCGUUUAAGUAGUCGCAAGGCGUGCUGCUGCGACGAUCACCUUCUCUGAUGCUGCAUUGUUGGGUGCGGUCGUCGCAGGCCGUAGGUAGGACUUUCGAGCUUUUCACAACACAAGCAUUCCUGGGUAGACGUGGGCUUCUCGUGACAGUUGCUGCAAGUUUACCGGCGUGAAGGGGGACACCUGUACGAAGCAGAAUUUACCAUGUGACACGUACCAUGAAAUAUGUACCAUGUGACAUGUACCGUGCAACAUGUACUAUGCAACAUGUGCCAUGCAAACAUGUACCAUGCAAUCAUGUACCAUGCAAUCACGUACCAUGCAAACAUGUACCAUGCAAGUGUAUCUCGCCUCGGCUUGCUUUGGCGUGCCGGACAGAACCAGCUGCCGACGACACGUUUUCCGAUUGGUCCACAAGACGCAGCUGCUUGCAAUUCGUUCAAUGCUCUAUCCUCCGCAGGAAAAGGCACCGUCGCCUCUGCAACUGGAUCGAUGCAGCCAUGAACGGUGAACUUGUCACAUGCCCAUCAGUUUCUCAAGGUGCCGUCGGCAAGCGUUGACAAUGGGCGGUUUCGACGAGAUUGAAGAUGGCUAUGGAAUCGAUCAUGGAUACGAUUCGAUGUUGCAGCAACAUUCGUUGGUGUCGCUGGGGACCAAGUCUGCAGCAGGUGUUGGUCGCCAGAGGCUUGUGCUGUUUGCACCGCCUGCUCUCUUGCACUUUGCUGAAUGAAGCGGCUCGUCAUAGAGACAAGCCAUUCGAUCGAGUGGUGUAACUGACGGUGGCCUUCAAGCAGACGCAACUUUAAUGCUUGUAAUUGUUGAGCGGAAGGGCGACGGCUCUUCGCAGUGGGGGCGCAUGCACGCGUUUUAGCGGCAAGCCUUUCGCACGCGUUUUGCGGCCAGCCUUUCCCCUAGUGGGAGAAUACGAUAUUCAAGCGCGCGCCACGGAGUCUCUCGAAUGGAAAAACACUUCGGGAAAACCACUUGGUUUUCUUCUCGCGCGCUCUCGCUCUUGGGCUGCUGCGAGAUACAGGCGCAGACACACGGCGAUAGUGAUUGUGGACCGUUAGGUCCUGGAGUAGCCGCUACGAAGCGAGCAUCCGCGAACCCAGAACAGCUCUUCGUGAUAUACACGGGGAACGCGAGACGUCGCUGAUUUUGCAUCGGAGAGGCAAUGCUUGACAAUGAUCUUGGUGCGGACUUGAGGCAAUGUAAAUCGGCGACAGCAAUAGAUGUUUGGUCCCUACGGGGGCGAUAGAGUCGUUCGUACAUGAGUUCAACCGUGCGGGUGGGAGCUCGUGAUCUGGUGUCGUUUCGAAACUGAAGUAGGCCUUUUCUUUUACGAAGGGCUAGUUUUGGGAGUGAUGCUUCAGUGCGGUCAUUCGCAACUGGUCUCACCAGUAAUUUAAUAGAUUGAACAAGGUCACGUUGGUCUUGUAAUACAUGUAUACCGAAGAGCGAUGAACAAAGGACGCCCGCCGAAGGUUUAUGGAGACCCGUUGUAUUCCAAGGGAGUGAAUCGCACUUUUGAUUGCCGAGCCCCCUUCAUGAGAAACUUUGCACAAUUGGAGCGCCUUAGCCUGCGCGGCGAAGGUAGUGUGUACCAUAUGGGUAUGCAUAGCAGCGAUGGUGGAUAUUGUGUGCGUUCAGCCCCCCGGUAUCGUUGUGUCAUUGCUUGUUGCGGCCGAAUAGAAUGCUGCUGCGGUGUUGGUGUAGAUGUGUGAGCGUUUGGGCGACCCUUGUCGAGGCUUUUACUUCUUUUGGUUCUACAACAGUUGCGAUGCUUGUCUGCGAGAGUGAACUUUUUCCUUUUUUUAAGCUGUCGUCUAAGAUUUAGUAUACACUCAAAGUUUGCCUGCCGUUUGGUAGUCUUGACAAUAUCGCCCGUGGGAGCCUACCGCGAAACCGGUACGGGAUGCAUUGCCGCGAAUCACAAGUCGGUGGGUGAGCUGUCGCGGCUGCACGCUGCACACCUGGGCUGGGGGGUUGCACAGGCUGUGCUACUGUGAACGGGGGCGUUGGCGUUGAGGGCUUCGUAAAGAUCGACUGGCCGCGCGUGUGCCGCCGUUUUCCUGCCACAAUCGUGCCGUGAUAAAUCGUCAUACCCUUGGGUGUCUAGAGAUUUGUGUUGCUGUUUUUCGAAUGUUCGAAUUGAUUCUUUGGUGAUUGUUGUCGAAGGAGGAUGCGUUCUUGGUAGGUAUUUGGAGUACGUGGACCAGCAUCGACUGGGCUUGCCAGUAUACAUCUCCGCGGCGCUUGCCAGCGACCCCUUCCCUAGUGCUCUGUACUGAAAGUGAUAUUUGUCGUAUCGGUGAUAUUCAACCUUUCUUUGUCCGUUUUUGUCAUUCGGAAAAUCGUCCUCCACACCUGACCCACUUUUGUCCCAGAUGCCCACCUUUGUCCGAUUUUUGUUCAUUCGAAAAAUAGUCGUCCUUCUACGUCACCGCACGGACGACCGUUUCGAAUGAAAAAUAACGGACAAGAAGUGAGUCCCAAGUGGGUCACAAUCUACGUAUGCUGUGUAUACAUGAAGUAGAUUUCUGUGGUGGCUACACAUCGGAGAGUUCGGACGACAUCGGGCAACCUUUUGACGACUUGUGCAACGCGGUGGCGUGUGGGUGAAGACUUGCCAGUCCGCAAGAAUUGGCGCUGUUCAUGGUAUGGAU